Molecule: messenger RNA, 8796 nt
Organism: Cavia porcellus (domestic guinea pig)
Lineage: Eukaryota; Metazoa; Chordata; Mammalia; Rodentia; Caviidae
Gene: Nfilz
Product: NFIL3 like basic leucine zipper
Exons: 3
Coding region: 7323-8165 (280 amino acids)
Biological process (GO): circadian rhythm; regulation of DNA-templated transcription
Cellular component (GO): nucleus
Molecular function (GO): DNA binding; DNA-binding transcription factor activity
Source: RefSeq, a predicted model, not a curated record
AAGGAGCUGGUGAUAGGUUAUAGGUUAUAAGACACAGCCCAGGGACCUACUUCCCCCAAUGCACUCCACCUCCCAAUAGUCCAGCAGUUACAAACUCCCCAGUAGAUUACCAUAGCGCAGAUUUUCCCCACCGCCACCCAGUCACCGCCCACAAAGCUCUGAACACGUGAGACCUUUCAGGGACAGUUUAGAUCAUAACCAUCAACAUUUCUCUCGGUGUCUGUAGCCCUGUCUUCGCAGUAUUGUGAGUGAACACGAACAGAGGCUUCCACCUGGGUGACCCUUGAAAAGCACAUUGCCUAGUAUUUCUCUUUUCUUUUUUGAAGUGUGUGUGGGGGGCUGGAACCCAGGACCCUGCGUGUGCCAGGCAAGUGCUAUACUACUGAGCCACACCUCCAGCUCUUUGCCCAGUGUUACCGUUUGAUGGGAACCCAGGGGAUGGUACCCAGAGCCUCCACACUGAGCCUCAUCCCCAGCCCCUUUUUCAGUUUUGACUUUGAGACCAGGUCUUGAUGAAUCACUAAGUUACUCCAAGCUGAGCUCCAACUUAUGAUUCUCCUGCCUCGGCCUCUCAGAGUGCUGGGAUGAAAGUUGUGUAUCAUUGCGGCUGCCUUGCCUAGUAUUUUAUUUUAGUUUUUGGUUUAUUUUAGUUUUAGUUUAUUUGAGUUUUGGAACUCAGGACCUCGUACUUACCAGGCAGGCAAUAUACCCCUGACCUAUAUCCCCAGCCUUUGCCUAGUAUUUUUAAACUUGUCAGGACCACAGGCUUAUGAGGGACUCCAACUACAUCUAAAAGCCACCCGUACCUCUCACAUACAAUAUUUCCUCCAAAGUUUCUGCAGACAGGAACUUGAUACACACUGACUCCCAAACCUUAUCUGUGGAGCCAUUCAUUCCGAGUUAAGAACUUGGGGCUGUUUGGUUCUAUCCUUUUAUGCACGAGAAAACACAGACACAAAUGCAUCAAGCCUCUGCUCAGGGUCACACAGAUAACCAGAAACCGAGCUGGUGUCAGAGCCAUAUGGGUGAUCGAUCACCUAAGUUAGGACUGAAUGCAAACCAGGGGCCCACCCCUUGCUAGCCUGGCCAUAAGGGCAAGAAACAGAAUCUCCCUGUGCCCACUUAGUGAGACUCCGUCUCAAAAUAAAAAGAAUCCAGGAAAAGAUUGGGAUGUAGCUGGGUGCGGUGCAUCUCCAUGCUCCUUUGUCUUUUUCCUCCUCCUCCUCCUCCUCUUUCUCUCCUUUUUGAUGUUCAGCCGGAAUGAUCUGAGGGUUUAGCCUGCAGCCUAAGUGCAAGUCCCAAUCAAAGAACUCCUGCCACCUAGUGGUCCCGUGGGGAAUAAUGUCGAAUUUGUGGCUUUGUUUCUAUCUGGUGACUUCAUGAGGUUUCAAAUUUACUAUGGUGCAAAAGCCAUGGGCAUUCAGUAGAGGCUGCACUUGGAAUUUUUACCUUCUUUAGAAACAGUUAUAUACAGUACAAAACUCUCUACAUCCAACAUUAGGUUCAUGUGAGUAUUCUGAGCACAUUUAUGGCAGGCUUGCUAAGCGUAGAUGUGUUGAAUGCAUUUUUUUUUUUCUCAAACCCAGAGUCUUGCAUAUGCCAGGCAAGUCUCUACCACUGAGUUACAGCCGCAGCUCUAAAUGAUGCAUGGUGUGUGUGUGAUGCUGUGAUGGGAAUCAGGGCUGCUAAGCAAGUGGCUUAGCACUGAGCAACACCCCAGCCUUUUUUAUAUUUUUGUUUUUAGACAAGGUCUUAGUAAAUUGCCCAAGCUGGCCUCUAACUUGUGAUGCUCCUGAGCUUGUGAGUCUUCUGAGCUGCUGGAAUUACACCUCCACACCUGGCUCUAAAUGUAUUUCAACUUAGGUUGUUUUCAAUUUAUGACAGAUUGAUGUCAUAAAUUGCAUGUAGCCCCAUUAUAAACUUAGAAUUAUCUCUCUGUAGUGACUAUGCUAGAACCCUUGCCUGAGUGGUAUUUCCUGGGGGAUUAGUGGCUGAUCUUGGGCAACAUUGCAUAUUUCUUUUCAAAGAGUUUGUUUGAACAUUGUAUCACUUUUUUUGGUGGGUAACAAAGUAUCCUAAAAUGCUGGAUAUCUAAAAUAUAUCCUAAAAUGUAGCAACUUGAACAAAAUGUAGCAAUGUAUCCAAAGUGUCCUAAAAUGUAGCAGCUUGGAACAAUAGUCACUAACUCUCCAAUCUGUGGGUUAGCAAGCUGGGCUGAGCUCAGCAGGAUGGUUCUUUGGUUGUUGGUCUUUCUCAGCUUUCUCCUGCACUGUAAUUAGUUGAUAGGCUGGCUGGGGCAGGAUGAUCCUAAAUGGCUUCAUUCAUUUGCCUGGCAGAUGGCUGGCAUGUCUUCAUCCCCCUGUGUAGUUUCUCCAGAAGGCCAUCCUGAGUUCAUUUGCUUGAUUGUUGUAGAGUUGCGAGGAAAAGCAGAAUAGGAAGCCUCAAAGGACAAGCAUUCAUGCCAUGGCUACUGAAUGCCUCAUUGUCUGGCUCAAGUCACAUGAUCAAAUCCAGACUGUGUUUUUUCAAUAUCAAGAACUUUUCCAUUGCCAAGACACAAUACCUGACACUCGUAGCUUAAAGGAGCAAGAGUUUAUUUUGGCUCACGCUGUCAGUCCGUGCUUGGCUGGCUCCCAGGCAGAAACAAGAUGAUGGGAGGGUGUGGCGGAGGAAGGUUGCUUAACUCAUGGCAGGAAGCAAACAGCCAGGGAAGACUCAGGGCAAGAUGAAAACAUCCUCCAGAAUGCAUGCCCAUCGGGCCCAGCUUCUCUCAGCAUUCUGGGCUGGGAAGUCAUUCAUGGGUUGAUGCAUUGAUGAUGCCAGUGUCUCCAUGAUCCUGUCCUCUUUUGAAAGCUCUGAACAUACGAGACUUUUAGGGGCACAUUUUAGAUCUAGACCAUAAUUAAUACAAGGCAGCCUUACGAACACUUUCAUCUUGGACUUCUCAGUCUCUAGAAAGAUCAGAAGAUCCUUUUUGUUAUUGUUAAGCCAUGUAGCCUAUGGUAUUUUAUUAUGGCAAUUACAGCAGAUGGAUAAAGACCUCUUUCUCUCUCUUUCUUUUGUAGCACUAGGGAUGGAACCCAGGGCCUUGCACAUGUGCAGCAGGUGCAGUAUCACUGAGCCACAGCCCUGGCCCAGCUGAUCAGUGCAGAUUUUAUCAUUAAAGAGUUUACCCUCCGGGCUGGCUCACUGGUCUCAUUAUGAAAACUGACUCUCUGUAGUAUAUGAGGCAUUUGCUUUUCUUUGUUGUGGGGUUCUCUUCUUCAAGCUUCUGUACUCCUCCCUCCUCCUUCCCUUCCUCCCUCACACCCCGUUUCUCCAUAUUUCACCCUCUUUAUGGGUUAAGCAGACUUCUGGGGCCAGCCUGGGAACUAGGUCGUGUUUCCCUGUGUCGCUGUCUGUAUAACGUCCUGCUCAGGAGAGGGUGGGUUGGUUGUCACCACCUUUUCUUGUCACACCAGGCCCUUCCUAAGGUAAUUUAGGAAUGGGUUCUCUGUUCUUCAGCAUACGAAGGGAACCACUGGCAUGGCAAGCACAUCUGUCUUGUCCACUACUUGCUUCCUGUGUGUGGCCGACACUCAGUAUUGUCCAGAGAAUGAAAUGAACAUCUCUGGCCUGGACUCAGGGCUGCCUGGUGGCUGAGUUCUCUGAGGGUGUCACCGUCUCGCUGGUGAUGACCCAUGACCCACCACAGGCUGGCCUCCCCACUUCUGAGCACAUCCUCCCAAUGAUGAUGGGUCAGCUGCCCACUCACAUGUGUUCUCCGGGUGGCGCCAUCUGUCUUCCUUGUUGGGAAGCUGCACUUUGGCCUGCACUCAGCUCCUAAUCAUUCCUCAGAGCGGGGGACAAUUUGAGUGACUCCCCUUGAAUGCAGAACAAUUACUGCAACUUUGAUUAUAUCCAGACUGAUUUUCAUAUACUGAUACGUACAGAGCUGACUAUGGUAUUUUCUUCUCUCUUCAGUGGGCUCUAAGCAUUGCAAAUAAGGCUAGCCGAGGCACUGGUGUGUGAUCUCUAAAGCCCUCAGACAGUCUGCUGUUUCCUUGCAUAGAGUUCUCUAUAGUAGAUAUGGGGAUGGUAGAGCCAGUCAGCUCCAGGAGUGUUCACUGGGUAUGAGCCUCAAGGUAAAGGGGCUAUGACUCCCCAGGGCACAAAAGUUUACAGAUCAGAAACUGAAGCAACAGCCUCCAAAAACAAUUCAGUUGCUACCUUAAUUGAGUAAUGCAAAUUGAUCCUUCUGUAUAUCCUUAUGUCUGCAUUUUGCAGAGAUGCUUUUCUCCCCACCUGGCCAGCCAGCUCACGUUACCAUGUAAUUCCCGCCAUCCUCACGGUCACUCAUCCCUGAGCCACCCCCCUUCUUCACAAGAUAAUAAGUUCUGGGAGAGGCCUCGGAUCAGGGCCUUUGUCCGCACAGCCUCACGGGGGCUGGCCUCAGGACCCCUUGGCUGCCCUUCACUUGGAACAUGUCUUGGUGUCUUCACUCUCGCAGUGGGCUGCAUUGGAGGUGGGAGGUUGGAAUUAACUCGCUGGGAUUCCAAUAACAUCUCAGUGGGAUUACAAAUACAACUUUUUGGAUUGUGAGGAAGACUAGAAAAAGGAUCAGGAUACUUGGAUAACUGUACCCAAUAUUUGGGGUUACAGUACCUCAGGGCUGUCUUUUUUUUUUUUUAAUUUUAUUUAAGGAGGAAAAAAAAGCAGAGAAAGGGUACAAGUUAUACAGAUUUACAGAAAAAAAAUUAACAGUAGGAAAUCACUAGUUAAUGGAUUACAUAUUGUCAUCUUAGAAAUAAUUGUUCAAGUCACAAAAUUAAAGCUUGUAAAGUGGACAUUCCCACAGUGAGACUGCAAACAGUUCUGUUCAAUGAUCCAAUAAAACUCAGUGAUAUCAUUUUCUAUCUUAUACACUUAAAUAUACAUGCAGUUAAAUCAUUUAGAGCACUUUCUUUUCCUCUCUUUUGUACAAUGACAAUUACACAUUUUGGGUUUUGUUGCUCCCACAGUGCUUAUUACAUUUUUUGGAAGAGAGUAGAACCAAAUGUGACGUAACAGAACAGAGUCAGUCAAAUCAAAAGGGUGGACAUAAUAGAUAAUGUAAAAGCAUAAUACAAGGUGAUCAACAAUAGUUACCAUAAUGCCUCCCACUAUCUCUAAUAGAAUUGCCUAUAUCAUCAGUUAUAAUAAAAUUGAACAAAACAGUAAAGAACAAAACCGACAAAACCAAAACAUUAGAGACAUUGUAGGUCUUCAAAAGUAGAUAAAAGUCAUCGAAAAUGGGCGUCAUAAUGAAUCUCACUAUCUUCACAGCUGUUGGCUAAACUUUCGAACCUGGUAAGGGCUGUCUUGCUGGCAUUGCCAACUGGCUUUGCAGUGGGGUGUGUAGGGAUAGGUUUCUCACUCUCAGUUGGUCUGUUUACUUGAGGCUGGUGGAGUGGGGGGUCAGGUGUGUGUGUGUGUGUGUGUGUGCACGCGUAGAGGAGGAGAGAGAGCGCACAGACAUAAGGAUAUGCAGAAGGAUCAAUUCUACAUUGAUGGUAGAAAUGUAAACUAGUACAGAAAUCAGUGUGGAGAUUCCCCAAAAACCGACACUAGACCAUUCAACCCAGCUAUUUCGCUUCUAGUUAAAAGUCGUCAUUCACAGCAAUCCAUGUGCCCCAUGUUUAUGGUAGUACCACGCGUAGUAGCUAGAUCUGUUUUUUUUUUUUUUUUUUGUCUUUUUCUUUUUUAUCGGUACUGGGGAUCGAACUCAUGACUGCCUGCUUGCAAGGCAGGUGCUUAUGCCGCUGAGCUAAAUCCCCAGCCCCAGUAGCUAGCUCUUACAUCUGUUCAUCAGCAGAUGAACGGAUGAGGAAAACGUGGCAUUUACAUCCUUCUUCACCGUACGGAGUUCUACUCGCCAUAAGGAUAGAGUUGAGUCAUCUGUGGGAAAAUGGGUGCACCUCGAGACUAUAAUAUUAAAUGAAAUAAAUCAGACGCACAAGCUUAAAUAUCACCUGGUUUCUCGUACAUGAGAAACCCAAAAUACAAAGGAAGGGCAGAAUAAAAAUAGAUAAUAGGCCAGUGUGGUAGUGCACACCUGUCAUCCCAGCACUCGGGAGGCUGAGGCAGGAGGAUCACUGUGAGUUUGAGACAAGCCUGGGCUACAAAGUGAGCUCAAGGCCAGCCUGAACUGCGUAGAGACCUUGUCUCAGAAAGACCAGAAAACAACCAUCGGAGGUAAGAAGACAGGGCUUUCUCAAGGGGUAACCAACGGGUCAAGAGAGGGAGAGAGGGGAGAGUAAGGGGAUGCACAGGCGUGAAGGUGUGGCAUGCGCAUGCGCCAGCUCCACGCAAGGCGGGCACGCGUCGUGUGCACACAUAUGCAAACGUGUACGCAUAGAAACAAAAAGCGCAGCGGCGGUUUGCAUACCAGUAACGCAGUUCACCAGCAGCCCAUUGGAACCCGGAUCUUCGCGAGUCUUCGGAACCGACGGAGGCUGCAGUUCCCACCGCGACCACGAGGGGCAGCUGUUCCGAAUCGGGGCGCCUCGAGCGCUCCCCCACCCCCCUAGCGCGCGAACCUCGGGUCCGGGUGCUGGGGCGCUGCUGCGGGCGGGCGCCCCCUCUCCGGCUGCUCCGGCUCCUCCCGCAUCCUCACGGCCCGUCUCACGCCCGCGGUCGGCCCACCCACCCCCGGAGCAGCUCUGACCUCUCCGUGCCCUGCUCCGGGGGUGCGCGCGGACCCCUUUUCCCCGCCCUGGCAGCUGCACUAACUGCUGCCCGCUCGGAAGGCCGAGGCUUCUCUCUGGUUCUGUGCCUCAGUUUCCCCUGCAGUGUGGGCCUCACCGAGGGAGGGCAUGUCCAGGGCACGGGGUUAAAGACCGGGGACGGCCCCGGGGAGCCAUCGAGGGUGCUUGAGCGGGAGCACGGCCUCCGCCGUGAGGAGGGAUGGGGUCCCCACUUUCUUUGCGCCCCGGGCUUGUUCCAGUCCGGGCUUGUUGCAGCCGGACUGCUCGUCGGGGAGGCGCGGGUGGCCCCGCCACCAGCCGUACUCCUUCCUGCGUGCCCGCCUGGGUGGGGCGUCUGCUCCGGGACCUCCCUCGGACGCCAGGUGGGGACGCCCUGGCAGGAAGCCUGCGGCCCGUGUCACCUUCGCGGAAGUGCCGGUGCCCCCCGCCCCCGCCGUGCUGGAGUCGCCGGCUGGGGACGCAGCAGCAGCGCAGCGCAGCGGAGGGGACCCGGCUGCAGGGCGGCCUCUCGGUCUGCAGGAAAUUCACCCUGGAACUCAGGCGGAGGAAGCUGAGCCCUUGGCUUGUUCGCUGACUUGAGUGGGCGCCCAGGCAGCCAUGGAUGUGGGGCUCUUGGGCCUGCCGGAUGCACCUGGGGUUCCCGGAAGGACGCUCUGGGGGACUCGGGGCCGGGGCCCAGCCGUGCGUCGGCGGCAGCGAGAGUUCAUGCCGGAGGAGAAGAAGGACACGGUUUACUGGGAGAAGCGGAGGAAGAACAACGAGGCGGCCAAGAGGUCCCGGGAGAAGCGACGUCUCAACGACGCGGCCAUCGAGGGCAGGCUGGCCGCGCUGCUGCAGGAAAACGCCCUGCUCAGGGCCGAGCUGCGGGCUCUCAAGCUUCACUUGGGGCUCCUGCCGUCCCUUGGGGGUCCCCAAGUCUCGCCUCUGCAGGCUGUGCUGUGGGCGCCGCGCUGGCCCGGGGACUCGCCCCCCGAGGCUGACCCAGUCCUGCCGCUGCCUGGCUCUCACUGCUGUCCCCUGAGCCCGUGUUCUCUGGACGCCGGGAUUCCAGGGUGCCGAGGCUGCCUGCUGGCUCCCGGGUGGCCCGGCCUGGCUGCUGCUCCCAGGAUCUCCCAGGAGCCCGCUGCUCCUGCCCGCAAAGGAACUGACCGGAACUUGCAGGCUGCCGUCCCCACCGCCUGCUUGGGCUGCCAUCUCUUGGACGGGCACCUGUGGCCCGGGCUGGAGCUGAAGCCUUGCUGGGGGCUGUGGUCCCCCGUGCACCCCGCAUGCCGGGCCUCGGGGCCCUCGGAGAUGUUCCUGAGGCCCUCUGCGGAUCCCACUGCGAUUUCUCCGGGGGUGACCGGCCCCAUCCCAGGGAACGGUCCUGAGGGGAUGGCUCAGCCCUCCCUGCCCCACAAGCUGCGCAUCAAAUCCCAGGCUUUGGGCAGGGUGUGCUGAGGCUGCAGGGCAGCCGGGGGUCCCUCGGAGGGCUUCCCCUCGGCAGGCCCAGGCCCGCAAGAGGGUGGCUGGCAUUGGGCCUUGCUUUGUUGGACGGGUAAAUGGCUUGGCCUUGGCCAGCUUGGAGAGCUCAGGAAGGCCUGCAGGGAGCGGGGGCUGUCCUGCCUGGGACGGUCCACUUCCCAGGGUCCAGAGCAGGAAUCCAGGCAGAGGGACACCGUCCCAUCUUGGUUUCUGUCGUAGCCUUACCCUGCCUUGAAAAUCUGUGCUUUGGGUUAUACUUUCCUCCCUCCUUCCAUUCAUGUGUUCCGUUGCCAUCCCUCCAUCCAUCCCUCCAUCCAUCCCUCCAUCCCUCCCUCCAUCCCUCCAUCCCUCCAUCCAUCCCUCCAUCCAUCCCUCCAUCCCUCCAUCCCUCCCUCCAUCCCUCCCUCCAUCCCUCCAUCCCUCCAUCCAUCCCUCCAUCCAUCCCUCCAUCCAUCCCUCCAUCCAUCCCUCCAUCCCUCCCUCCAUCCCUCCAUCCCUCCAUCCAUCCCUCCAUCCCUCCAUCCAUCCCUCCAUCCAUCCCUCCAUCCCUCCAUCCAUCCCUCCAUCCAUCCCUCCAUCCUCCAUCCAUCCCUCCAUCCAUCCCUCC